This is a messenger RNA of Penicillium psychrosexuale, 543 nucleotides long. RefSeq lists its product as uncharacterized. NCBI's taxonomy places the organism in Eukaryota, Fungi, Ascomycota, Eurotiomycetes, Eurotiales, Aspergillaceae. The record is from RefSeq and is a predicted model, not a curated record. Gene Ontology annotation, molecular function: protein binding. Bases 1 to 543 code for a protein of 180 amino acids. The transcript has 2 exons.
AUGCUCGUUGAUCGGGGUGCUUCUUUUAAUGCCCUUAUGUAUGAAGACCAUCAAUAUUUGAGGAAUAUGUUUCCUUUUAUGAGGGAAACUCCUUUACACACGGCUGUGGCUCUUAAGAGAGGUGAUGUUAUUCGGUAUCUGAUUCACAAAGGUGCGAGUGUGGAUAUCGAGGAUUGUAGGGGUCAAACAGUCAUGCAGUCUGCAGAUGAGGAUACCAGAAGGGUGAUUAUACAAGAGAUUCAGAACUACGGAGUACUUGAGUGGAAUCAGCCCAUUCCCGUACCCCGUAGUCCCAUAAAUCCAGACCCAUCCGAACCCAUACAUAAGAAAUAUCCGUAUAAUGAUUGUCGUGGGGUGCACCCCCUACUACCGGUCUCACUUUCUCUCACUUCUCUCUCUGUAAACCCUCCCCUGCCUCAGUUUCAAUUGAUAGUAACGUUGUCCUGGCCAGUUGAUUGGCAUGUUGGUCGACUCUGGCUGAGUUUCUCGUUCCACAGCAUCAUUUAUCGUCAUUGGCUAAUACCCAUCGUCUUCCACACCUAG